Molecule: messenger RNA, 1779 nt
Organism: Coprinopsis cinerea okayama7#130
Lineage: Eukaryota; Fungi; Basidiomycota; Agaricomycetes; Agaricales; Psathyrellaceae
Exons: 4
Coding region: 1-1779 (592 amino acids)
Source: RefSeq, a predicted model, not a curated record
AUGACACACGGACCACCGCCCGCAGCGGCAGAAUCCUCGCGCUCGUCGUACUACCGGACAAGCUCGACACCAAGUGCCCCCACGACGUCGACGAGCCACCAUCCACCGCUGUACAAUCACUACCCGUCUACAUAUCCUGGGACUUAUACUCACCCACCUCAACCUCCUGUACAAGGACAUUGGCCGACGAACUGGUACCAAUAUUAUCAUCACCCAGGCCAGUAUCCAGCGUCGUCGACACCGCCGGCACCAACUGUGAAGCAGGAACACCAUGUCGAUCCAAGUCGAGGAAUUCAUCCACAUUAUUCGGGGUACAACGCCUAUUACCAAACUCAACCCGAUCAAAAUGAAGUCAAUGCCACGCCUAGACAGCCUGCACCAAUAGAAGCACCUUCUCCAGCCCCAAAGCCUCACCCAGUUCCAUCAUCGACAGUCAAGCCAGUGGAGAAACCACCCGUGCCUCCACCACAACCACCCGAAAACUACGAACACUGGGACGAUAUCCUAAAAACAUUCUUGGAGGAAGCAAAACUUACCGAGAGCUUAAAAGGGCUGGAGAUGGACAUGCUGGUUCUUUCUCCCGACUGGGAGACUACGGGCGUUUACACUGCAGUUGGAAAAAUGAUUCGGCGGUUUCAAGGCCUUUUAAAACGUCGCCAGGAAGAUGGACGCGAAUCCUUCGACAAAGGAGCUACCCCUACCCCCGAGAACGCUGGUCCUUCACAAUCCGAUUCCAAGGAGCGCUUGGACACGCGUAAACUCGCAUAUGUUUCCCCUCAUCUCGUACCCAACGAACCGACUAGGACACCGACCACUAUGACCAAAUCAAUAUCGCAAUUCCUGGCACGCAACCGAGCACGAAACAACGCCUCCAAUCGAGCCGAGUUCUUGUAUUCCCUCUCAGAGAGGAGAAAACAACUGGCAGCACUCCAGAGCGCCGACUCGACCACAGAAGCCACUCCGCAGAACAGUACAGAUAAAAAGAAUGGCGAACUAAAACAACGGUCACCAAGUACUGUCGACCCUCGCAACGUUUCCUCCUGUGCACGAACGGACGCCCGACCGAUCGACCGCGACGCUCAAAUGAAGUACGAUAUCGCGAAGAACAGCGAUGGUCCCCUCAGCCGGACUAGGGCAAAGGGCAAAGCCAACAUUGGGGACAAGAGGGCUCACAGAGGAGACGGCGCCGAUGGAACUUCAGACGGGCGAAGAGUGCGACGAAGGACAGAAAGUGAGGUUUUGACGAAGGAGCCGAGCGAGGAAGAGGAAGAGGGUACUCCAUCUCGCUAUCCCGCCUUGGACGAUCGAUUGAAGAAUAUCGAAGCUCAUUUCGCUGUGCGAUACGUUCCUUCGCCUCCUCGAACGCUGCUUGCGAGGCUCAAGUUCCUCGAGGAGCACAUCAUCAAAUUAGAAAAGGAGUAUCCGCCAUGGGCAGCUCUUUGGUUCUGCCAACCCGGGCGAGGCUGGCCUCCCCCACCCCGAACGACUCCAAUCAUUGUCCCUGUCCAUCUACGCGCUCUAGCAGUCACUUCCAACGCCCCAAAUCCAGUUUCUACCAACGCAAACAGCUCGACAUCUACUUCUACCACCUCGUCCCCCGCAUCCGCCAUUCCCGCAAAAACAGAAGACGAAUCAGGAGAUCUGACUCCGACCGCUCCUACAUCAGGAUCACGACCGAAAGCUACAAAACCAAAGAAACAGCAGUCGAGUUUGUAUCGAGCAGUCAUGGAGAAGUUGGAGGUCAAGAAGGCGUUGGAAGAUUAUCGAGCGGCGUCGUAG